AUGGGACCAGUCCAUGAAUCUGCUCUCGACCUGAGAGUAUCAGAUCUCCUCACGAGUGAUCUCCUUUGGAAUAAGAAAAGGAUUGAUCAGUUCUUACCAGCUUUCAGUACGCAAAUCCAAGGCCUAAGACCAAGUAGGAAAGGAGCUGAGGAUGCCUAUGUCUGGACCCCUCUCACCACGGGAAUCUACUCAGCAAGAUCAGGGUACAAUGCAACAGCACAGGCUAGUCAUUGCCCUAGUGCUCCCAUCUCUCAACCUGAGGCAGAGUUUAAUUGGUUAAAGGACAUUUGGUCAACAAAAACAUCUCCAAAGCUCAAGCUUUUCUUGUGGUCGACUAUUCAAGGAGCUUUACCUUUAGGGGUAGAACUACAGAAGAGAGGAUUAAACGCUGCAGCCCUAUGCCCUCGGUGUAAAGAAGUUGAAACUGCAAUGCAUACAUUCUUCCUCUGCCCCUUUGCCAAAGAAGUCUGGAACCAUGUCCCUUUCAAAACGCCAGUUCACAUAGCUGAGGAUAUGGACUUCAAAUCUGCAAUAGUCAAAUUCCGCCAAGCUCUCUGCCUCCCCCCCAUAGGGGUCCGAUCCCCCCUCCUUCCAUGGGUCUGCUGGUCCCUCUGGACGGCCAGAAACAAGCUCAUCUUCGAAGACAAAACCAACCCUCCCAUCGAGAUCGCGACAAGAGGCCUAGCAGCAGCACUGGAAUGGGAUCAGGCACAGGCGGUAAUGAUAUCAAAGACUAACCCAAACAUACCGCAAAGAGCUGCUCCAGUCAGGUUGAUUAGUCUAGAUACUGAGAACCCAUGUUUCGUCGACGCCGCAUGGGACUCCACAGCUAAGCGAGCGGGAACCGCAUGGAUUCUUAACAAACACCUCCCGCACCAUGCCCGAUCAGGUUCACAGAUCUUCGACAACGUCAACUCUCCCCUUAUGGCUGAAUCGCUCGCUCUCCGAAACGGCAUUGAGGAAUUGAUCAAAGCGGGAGUACAAUCCACAACAGUCUUCUCGGAUUGCCAAACGCUCAUCAGAGCUAUCGUCAACAAGAGUCAGAUCAAAGAGGCUUACGGCGUUCUCCAAGACAUCGAUCGCCUCUCUUCUCUCUUCGUCUCUAUCUGUUUCCAGUUCAUCCCUCGUUCUCAGAACAGGGAAACUGAUUUCUUAGCUAAACAGGCCCUUCAGGCCCACUGCUGUUUAAUUCCCUAUGUUUAA
Messenger RNA from Brassica oleracea var. oleracea, 1203 nucleotides. RefSeq lists its product as uncharacterized. NCBI's taxonomy places the organism in Eukaryota, Viridiplantae, Streptophyta, Magnoliopsida, Brassicales, Brassicaceae. Gene Ontology annotation, molecular function: RNA-DNA hybrid ribonuclease activity; nucleic acid binding. The transcript has a single exon. The coding region runs from base 1 to 1203 and encodes 400 amino acids. The record is from RefSeq and is a predicted model, not a curated record.